AUGUCUGGUUUAAGAGUGUCUGUUCAUACCGUGCCGCCAGUCCCUUGUGUUGACCAUGUGUCACAUCGGCAGAAUACCACAUGGUCUCCCGAAACCUGCACUUUGAUUUACUCGGAGAAUGAAGCUGUUCUUGUUGAUACUGGGAUCACAAUCAAUCAGAACAAAGAAUUGAUCAAGUGGGUCGAGAAGACUGCACCGGGACGAAGGCUCUCUUAUAUCUAUAUCACGCACGGCCAUGCGGACCACUUCCUAGGCCUCCCUUUGUUGCUGCAGCACUUUCCAGAGGCUAAGGCAGUGGCAACUGAAGCAACUGUCCGUCACAUCGAGCAGCAGAUCUCCGAACCGGUAUUCUCCUUGACAUGGCUUGCGUUUUUCCCGGGAGAUCAACUUUAUACUCAACACCAGCUACCGGAAGCGCUCCCAAAAGACAAUAAAUUCUUGCUGGAAAACCGAUGGACUUUCGAGGCAAUUGAGUGUGGGCAUUCCGACACAUUUGACUCAACAAUCCUGUGGGUUCCAGACCUGAGACUGGCUGUCUGUGGAGACGUUGUAUAUGGCGAUGUCCACCAGAUGCUUUUCGAAGCGAACACUCCAGAGAAGCGAGAAGAAUGGAUCAGAGCAGUUGAGAAAGUUGAGGCGCUUAAUCCAAUUUACGUGGUGCCUGGUCAUCGAAACGCGGAUGAAAUGGAUGGCAUAUGGCAUCUGGAGGCAACAAAGAAAUACAUUCGAGACUUCAUCGGUCUGUUGGAAGAGAAGCCUCAAACUGUAACUGAUUUGUACUCUGCUAUGCUUGCGAAGUACCCUAACAGGUUUAAUCCUAUGGUCUUAGGCUGGGGCUGUACUGGAGCCUAUGUGUCUGGCGAAGUUCCCUCAGCCACCUGA
Penicillium arizonense is the source of this 882-nucleotide messenger RNA. Its product is annotated as MBL fold metallo-hydrolase. The transcript has a single exon. Bases 1 to 882 code for a protein of 293 amino acids. NCBI's taxonomy places the organism in Eukaryota, Fungi, Ascomycota, Eurotiomycetes, Eurotiales, Aspergillaceae. The record is from RefSeq and is a predicted model, not a curated record.